Magnolia sinica is the source of this 718-nucleotide messenger RNA. RefSeq lists its product as uncharacterized. NCBI's taxonomy places the organism in Eukaryota, Viridiplantae, Streptophyta, Magnoliopsida, Magnoliales, Magnoliaceae. The record is from RefSeq and is a predicted model, not a curated record. Bases 19 to 267 code for a protein of 82 amino acids. The transcript is spliced from 3 exons.
AUUAGAUAACACAGAGAAAUGGGGAACGUGUCGUCGAUGUUGACUCAGUACGAUAUCAAAGAAGUUCAAGAACACUGCGACAAUCUCUUUUUGCAGCAAGAAAUUGUGUCGUUGUAUCAGAGAUUCUGUCAACUCGAUCGAAGUGCGAAAGGUUUUAUAUCUGCAGAUGAUUUCUUGUCUGUUUCUGAAUUUGCUGUCAAUCCCCCGUCUCAGGUAAUCAUAUUUAAAGAAACGAAACAUGUGAGGAGAUGCAGCUGGCCUGAUUGACAUGGCACUUGGAUAGACCCAGCUAUGAGAUCCUGCUCAGGGGCGCGGCUGUGUUUCACAGCAUAGCUAGUAGAAUCUUUCCUCUUUUAGUUUUAUCAUAUUGUAGCCAUACAUACAGUCAAUCAUGUUCUUGUCUUGAAUGUACGUGAUGCUCAAUCAAAGAAAACAAAGUUUAUUUUCUUCAACCAAAAAUUGGUACAGUAGCCCACCUUUCUGCAACCUAAGCCUCUAAUAGAAAUGGGAUAGACCAUGCCUAGUAUGUCCAUGCCAGAUGAUCUUAGCCAUCUGAUGAAAUGGGCAAUUACAACCAGUUAUCCACGGCUAACAGGGGCCAAAUUGGAUUUGGAUCAUCUGAUGGGUGAUUUCUGGGAUCAUACAUAAAAUAUGGUGAAACUAUGUGAACAAUUGGGAUCAUUAAAAAGUGGAUCCCACAUAUACCAUUAAUUUGGAC